UGUUGAAUUGAAGUGAUAGUAUUUAUUGUUUAUAAAUAAUUUAUUCAUUGAUAAAAUUUUGCACUUAGAUAUACGAAGUAAAACUGUAAGGCAAUAAAAUCAACCCUUUGGAGUCUUACUCCUUGACAACCCAGAAUGGCAGAAUCUCCUAAGGACAAAGAAAACCCAUUAGACAUCGAUGGAAGUAACUUUAAUUCUGAAAUGUAUUUAGAAUGUCUUUUGAAAUGUGCCACUCUACGACAAGUAAUGGAUAAAGAGGCCGAAGUAGUAACUCAAAGUCAAUUCUUACAGUCAGAAAUGCAAACAUUGGUUUACGAGAAUUAUAACAAAUUUAUAUCAGCUACUGAGACAGUUCGAAAAAUGCGCUCAGAUUUUCAAAUAAUGCAAGAGGAAAUGAACAAACUUAGUGAAAAUAUAAAUAACAUAACAAAGUUCAGUUCCAAUAUAUCCGAUAAUUUAAAGGAAAGUGGGAACAGUGUUAAUAGAUUAUGUAGCACUCGUCAAUUGUUAGACAAAUUACAGUUUGUGUUCCUCUUACCGACUCAAUUGAAUAAAGCAAUUCAAGAAAACCGUUAUGUAGAUGCAGUACAAGACUACUCUCAUGCUCAAAGAGUCUUACAGAAGUAUGGUAAUCAACCUUCUUUUCAAAGCAUUCAGACAGAAUGUUCAGAAAUUAUAUGUGAUCUCAAGAAGACUUUAAGAGAAAGACUACUGACACCAGACACUUCAGCAUCUGAACUAGCUGAAAGUGUAGGUCUCUUAAGACAGUUACAGGAAACUGACUCCUCUUUACAGGAUAUUUUUUUGACAUGUGCUGAGAAUCGACUGGAUACACAUCUGAAAAGUUUAAAUGCUAUAGUCGACAGUGCUGAUAUAUUGGAAUGGGUAGAAAAAUGCAAUAACACUUUGUUAGCAGACUUGGGUAUUGUAAUAUCAUGUUAUCAUGAUCUAUUUGAUGAUAAGGAAAUGGUCAACUUGCCUGAGUUUGCCGAUAAAGUGAUGUCUCAAGUAUUCCAUCUUUUUGAAGAUGUUGUCAAGAGACCUGAAAACAUUGGCACCGAGAUACUAAUAAGAGGGUUAGACAAAUUCUUUAGAAAAUUACAAGCAAUGUCAGAAAUUAUUUCUAGUGAGUUGGUUUCUAAUAAAGCUUUGGAUGUUGUUAAACAAUGCAUAAAGCACAAGGCUACAUUACAAUAUGAAACAAUUCAAUUACAAUUUAAAGAAAACUUGAUGAGAGUAAGGCAGUCCUUAGCAAGCAAAGGUACAGAGUGUGCUGAUCUUAAAGAUAUUCUAAAUUCUUUGCAAAUUCAUUUGAUGCAAAAGAUCCAAGCUUCAUUAUUAGAUUUGAUGGCAUUCCUACAGAACAAACUUUCCUUUGGAUUAAAAUCAUGGUGCGGUAAGGCUGUUGCUGAUGCUUGUUGGACAGUAAUAUCAGAAACAUUGAUUAAUCUAUCAGAAAUGGUUAAGAAAAUGUCUUCCUUACAGACGUCAAAUAACAUUCCUUUUGAAUUACUACUAAUAUUGGCAAAACUAUGCCUAGAAAUGCAAGAAAGUGGUGUUGCCACAUUACAUAGUCAUCUUUUAAAACUCUUGGAAGAAUCAGCUCCAGGACUGAGUAUAGAUAAAAAAGAUACUAACAGUGUAAUGGUUCAUUUAUCUACUGCAGCUCAAACGGCUUUAGACUCUGAAGUUGUGUUUAUAGGACAAACAGCAGCACAAAUGUUAAGAGUAUCAGUCCUCGCUAGGGACUGGUUACGAGCUCCGGAACCGAGGGGUCCAAGAGCUGUGUGUCGGAGGGUCGUAGAAACGCUUGCUAGUGCUGACAGUGCUGCAUCACAACUAUUUCCUACAAGCAUAAAGCCAUCUAGCGAUUCCAGUCGGCGUACUAUAUGGUCUCGGGCACCUUCAUCCUUUUCGCCUAUAAAUAGAAUAUUUUCGGAAAGGAUUGAAGUUUUCAGCCCAGCUGGAGCUGAUCGCGCCGCGCUUUCAAAUGGAGCACUAAAAGUAGCAUUGAAAGCUUUAGUGGAGUGCGUGAGGCUGCGUACAUUUAGUCGCCAUGGUUUGCAACAAUUGCAAGUUGAUGUGCAUUUUCUUCAACAAAGACUAUCAUGUAUGGGAAAUGAUGAAAGAUUAUUGAACUCUCUACUAGAAGACGCAUUAGCUUCAGCCCAAAUUAGAUGUGUCGACCCACAACUGAUGGAAGCAAGUAUUGUAGACAUCAUUUGUGAAAGAGGUUAAAUAUGUCUAAUCUAUAUUCCACUUAUAUUGUAUAGUUAUGUAAACAUUUAAAAACAUCAUCAGUAUGUAAUUAUUUAUU
Messenger RNA from Nymphalis io (European peacock), 2317 nucleotides. RefSeq names its product vacuolar protein sorting-associated protein 51 homolog (gene Vps51). The record is from RefSeq and is a predicted model, not a curated record. Lineage: Eukaryota; Metazoa; Arthropoda; Insecta; Lepidoptera; Nymphalidae. The transcript has a single exon. Gene Ontology annotation, biological process: Golgi vesicle transport; lysosomal transport; endocytic recycling. Bases 136 to 2238 code for a protein of 700 amino acids. Gene Ontology annotation, cellular component: EARP complex; membrane; GARP complex.